Molecule: messenger RNA, 5036 nt
Organism: Aethalodelphis obliquidens (Pacific white-sided dolphin)
Lineage: Eukaryota; Metazoa; Chordata; Mammalia; Artiodactyla; Delphinidae
Gene: ZNF658
Product: zinc finger protein 658
Exons: 6
Coding region: 1284-3875 (863 amino acids)
Biological process (GO): regulation of transcription by RNA polymerase II
Cellular component (GO): nucleus
Molecular function (GO): RNA polymerase II transcription regulatory region sequence-specific DNA binding; DNA-binding transcription factor activity, RNA polymerase II-specific
Source: RefSeq, a predicted model, not a curated record
GAGCUCACUCUGCGCAUGUGCACGUCCCGACACGCUUGCUGCCGAACGACCCCUCCGGCCUAAAAGGAGCAACAUCUUCCCGUCUUUGGGUCGGUGCUGAAGCCAAGGCUGCCCACUGGAGACCCAGAAUUGCAACCUGCGGAGCAGCUCCUGGCAGCCUGUCCUCAAAUUCCCAGGGACAUGAUUGUGAAGUGAAUGCAGACAGAAUGUCACCAUGUGGGAAAUAUAUACUGGGAUUUGUGGAUUCUCAGAGUGAGGCCCUUGAACCUUACUGAACUGUCCAGGCUGUUUCCAUUCUCAAAAGAAUAGUCUGAUAAUGUAACGCAGUGCUGGCCAGUAGAAAGAUAAUGCAAACCAAAUGUAAUUAAAUUUUUUUCAGUAUGAGCAGUAAAAAUUAAAAGGGUGAAGUUAAUUUUACUGGUGUAUUUAAUUAAGUACAUCCAAAAUAUUAUUUAGACUUGUGUCACUAGCCACACUUCGGGUGGAGUAGUUGAACGCAGCUAAUGGCUCCAUACUAGAUAGUACAUUUCUAGUGAAUGCCCAAAGAGAUUUUGAGUGUUAGGUGAAGGUUUCAAAUAAAGUGAAUUUGUUUCUCUGGCCCCUCUGGGGCAAAGUAGCUCUUUUAAAACAGGAAAGAACAAAUGCCACUUGGCAGAACAGCUCUUCUGACAGAGCUUCAGAGCAGAGGCAAAAAGUUCUAGAAAGGAGAGGGUUCUGAGUUGCUCCACCAGAAGCAGUUCUUGAUCCCUGUAUAGCAUGAGUCAGAUUUGGUCAGUCAGACUUGAUGAUGUUGUUGCAUCUAGAAGCCAUCACAGACUGUGACAGUGGACACUUGUGGACCAACUUGCAGAAGGUGGUAACCUGGGAUUGAGAGGUAUGGGUGACUGUCAAGCUACACAGGAAAAGGUACUUUACUGGAUGGCUGGUAAGGACAUGAUGUCCAGGGAAGGUAUAAGCAGCCAGAGUUGAUGAAAUCCUAAACAGCACCCCAUUUCCUUCAUUUUCCCCUCUUUUCAGAUUCUGAGCUGCUCUCACACCAUGAGCAUUAGAUGCCACAUUUGGUGAUGGACGUUAACAUAGAGAAUUUUUUCUAUGUAUUUGAACAUAGAGAAUAAUAAAAUGGUAGUAGAAGAAGGGUUUUCUAUAUUGGACACUUUUGGAAGCCCCAAAAUACUGAAAUGAAUGUUUUUUGUAGAGUCACCAGGGCAGAACCAAGCACAAUGAUAUUUACUUACACAGCUGAACCUUCACAGUUCUUUACAUUUUUCCAGAAGUAGUAGAAAAUGAACACAGCUCAGGGAUCAGUGUCAUUCGAAGAUGUGACUGUGGAGUUCACCCAGGAUGAAUGGCAGUAUGUAGGCCCUGCUCUGAGGACCCUGUACAAAGAUGUGAUGCUGGAGAACUACAGUCACCUCGUCUCAUUGGUUGUUACAUUUGCAGGGUACUGCAUUAUCAAACCCCAGGUGAUCUUCAAGUUGGAGCACGGUGAAGAGCCCUGGCCCUCAGAGGAAGAAUUCCUAAACCAGAAGUACCCAGGAUGUUACAGAGUUGAUGUCCAUAUUGAGGAGAACCAGGAAAGACAAGAGAAACCUCUGUGGCAAGUAGUAUUCACUGAUAACAAAAUAUUGAGUAAAGAAGAGCAGAAAGCUUUAGAGAAACCAUUUUAUUUCAGUAUAACUCCAGAUUUUUCAGGAAAAAUGCCCUCUAAACGUGACUCAUGUAGAAUGAAUUUGCCGGUUGUUUCUGAAUUAAUUCUUAGUGAUAGGAAUUAUUCACGAAACAAGACUGACUACAUAAAUGUAUGUGAGAAGUUGCAGCUGGAUAUUCAGCGUGAGAAAACUCAUACUGGAGAGCAGUGUUACAAAUAUAAUGAAAACAUGAAAGCUCUCAGUUAUGUGAAAGAUCAUCAUAAAUUUCAAACUCUGGAGCAAUCUUUUGAAUGUAAUGAAUAUGGAAAAGUUUUACAUGAUAAGACCAUCUGUGUUACAGCUAAGAGUUUAGUAAAAGGAGAGGAAUCCUGUAAGGAUAAUGAAUUUAGGGGAAAUUGUGAUAAAGCAGCUCUUUUUAACCACAUGAGAACUGGCACAAGGAAGAAAUGCUUUGAUCUUAAUGAAUGUGGUAAAUCCUGUGAAUACAAUGAGGUUCACAUGGCUUUGGCACACUAUGAAUGUAAUGAAAGUGGGAAUAACUUCAGUGGGAAUUCACCCCUCACUCAGCCUCAGAGAACUGUUACAGGACAAGGUGCCUUUGAAAGCAGUAAGUGUGAAGAAAACUUGAGCCAGAGCUCAGGCCGUAUAGUACAUCAGAAGACACAAACUAGAGAUACAUUCUGUGUUUAUAAUGGAUUUACAAACACCAUCUACCAGAAGUUAGACUUUACAGUACAUCAGAGAAUUCACAAAGAAGAGAAAUUCUAUCAAUGUGAUAAAUACGAGAAAUCCUCCUAUCAGAACUCAGCCCUCAGUGUACAUCAGCAGUGUGACACAGGAGAGAAGUCAUUUGAACUUACUGAAUGCAGGAAAUCAUUUUACCAGAAAGCACACCUCAUUCAGCAUCAGAGGACCCACCCAGGGGAGAAACCUUAUGAAUGUGAGGAAUGUGGGAAAUCCUUUUGUUCAUAUUCACAUCCUAUUCAUUAUCCUGGAACUCAUAUGGGAGUCAAUCUGUAUGAAUGUAAUGAAUGUGGGAAAACUCUCGCUGAUAAUUCAACCCUCAGAGCACAUCAGAGAAUUCACACAGAGGAGAAACCCUUCAAAUGUAAUGACUGUGAGAGGUCUUUUGCCCAUAAUUCAGCCCGCAGAGCACAUCAGAGAAUUCACACAGGUGAGAAACCAUAUGAGUGUAAUGACUGUGAGAAAACUUUUGCCCAUAAUUCCACUCUCAGAGCACAUCAGAAAAUUCACACUGGGGUGAAACUCUACAAAUGUAAUGAAUGUGGGAAAACUUUUUCCCAGAAGACACGUCUUAGUACACAUCAGAGGAUUCACACAGGUGAGAAACCCUAUGGAUGUAGUGAAUGUGGGAAAACCUUCUCCCAGAAAUCAUACCUCAGUGGACAUGAGAGAAUUCACAAAGGGGAAAAACCUUAUGAAUGUAAUGAAUGUGGGAAAACUUUUGUCUAUAAGGCAGCCCUCAUUAUCCAUCAAAGAAUUCACACAGGAGAAAAACCCUAUGAAUGUAAUGAAUGUGGGAAAACUUUCUCCCAGAGGACACACCUCUAUGCACAUCAGAGAACUCACACAGGGGAGAAACCUUAUGAAUGUAAGGAAUGUGGGAAAACUUUUGCAGAUAAUUCAGCCCUCAGGGCACAUCAGAGAAUUCACAAAGGGGAGAAACCCUAUGAAUGUAGUGAAUGUGGGAAAACUUUCUCCAAGACAUCACACCUCAGAGCACAUCUGAGGACUCGCACAGGGGAGAAACCCUAUGAAUGUAAUGAAUGUGGGAAAACUUUCUCCCAGAAGUCGUAUGUUAGUGCACAUCAGAGAAUUCACACAGGGGAGAAACCUUACGAAUGUAACAUAUGUGGGAAACCUUUUGCCCAUAAUUCAACCCUCAGAGUACAUCAGAGAAUUCACACAGGUGUAAAAUCCUACAAAUGUAAUGAAUGUGGGAAAACUUUCUCUCAGAAGUCACACCUUAGUGCACAUCAGAGAAUUCACACAGGAGAGAAACCCUAUGAGUGUAAUGAAUGUGGGAAAGCUUUUGCCCAAAAUUCAACUCUUGGAGUACACCUGAGAAUUCACACAGGUGAGAGACCCUACAAAUGUUAUGAGUGUGGAAAAACCUUUGUCCGUAAGGCAGCUCUUAGAGUACAUCACACCAGAAUGCACUCCAGAGAGAAAACCCUUGCAUGUAAUGAAUUUGGGAUGUGCUAAGGGAAGUUACACCUUAUUAGUUAACACAGUAGAAAAGCUCAAGUCACAUAGACUGGCAAAUUAUUUUCCUUAACUGUUUCCUUUUCCACUGAGCACAUAGCUUGUCUUAGUUUCCCAAUUUUUCCUUCGUCUGGGUGGGGCUGGUCAUGGAGUAUGAUGCUAUUACAUUUAAGUAAUAAAUGGCCUUAAUAAGUCACCUUACAUUCUUCCUAUCCUGUGUUAUACUGGAAUUGAGAGAUUUCCAUGGCAGACUUGGGUGCUGUGUAUUAAAUAUGGCAGAGCACAAGGUGAAAGAAGCUAGAGUCAAUAACUGAGUGAAACAAUUCUCCACUGACAGAUCUUCACCAAUUGUUUUUUUUUGGUUUUUUUGUUGUUUUUUUAAGCCAGAAUUAAGUUUUUAUUCUGUUGAGCUCUUAAAGAUUUUGGCCUGUUGGUUAAAUGCAUAUAGCUUAGCCAACUGUCUGUUGAGUUGGAUGAAACCAAUGAAUAUAAUAAAUGUCAGAAGACCUUUAAGAAUUUAACCUAUAGGUUUGUAUCAGAGAUUUUUCAUGGGGAAGAAAACUUCUGUCAAUAUCCUAAAUGAUCAGAAGGCUUCAAUAAAAAUCAGAAAUCUCAGGGAAAAACACAAAAGUCUUUUCUGCAGAGUAAACUUCUUUAAACAUCAAAUAGUUAAGAUGAGACUAAAAUCUUAUAUUUUGAUAAAUGACAUUUUUAAACAAUUACUGAGUUUGCUUCAGAUAAAUUUUUUCUGAGGGAAUGUAUGAGUUUCAGAAUUGAAAAUAAAAUUCUCAGAACUGAUGUACCAAAAUUUGUGUUUUAUAUGUAAUAUCAAGUUUUAUAGAAACUAUAUAAGAAUAUAUUUUCCUGUACACAAACUUAUUAUGUAAUGUGAAGUUUUUGAGAUGGAGGGAUAACUUGAAUUCUGUGGACAACACCAAUAAAUAUUUGACUAGUCUCCGAGCUAUGUGGUACAUCUGUAUGAGUCUGUGUAACAGAGGAUUCAUUAUUGCUGGUGAGUUCUAGUAGAAGGCAGUAGCCAAACCUGCUCUGGACUGUUCCUUUCCUUUUUUUGAGUGACAGUCUGUGUCCUUCUGUUGGCUUUGCUCUAAAAGCUUGAUGCCAUAUAUAUGUAUCUAAUAUAGCCUGCCUGCUAUGUCUGAA